Aspergillus puulaauensis is the source of this 750-nucleotide messenger RNA. RefSeq names its product putative exosome complex subunit Rrp46 (gene RRP46). Bases 1 to 750 code for a protein of 249 amino acids. The transcript has 2 exons. Gene Ontology annotation, biological process: U4 snRNA 3'-end processing; rRNA catabolic process; nuclear mRNA surveillance. Gene Ontology annotation, cellular component: nucleolus; cytoplasmic exosome (RNase complex); nuclear exosome (RNase complex). The record is from RefSeq and is a predicted model, not a curated record. NCBI's taxonomy places the organism in Eukaryota, Fungi, Ascomycota, Eurotiomycetes, Eurotiales, Aspergillaceae.
AUGGGAGGGCCAAUUGCCUCUCUUCACCCGCUUGAUCGCGCCGAUGGCUCAGCGUCAUAUAAAUGCCCUUCGACAGGCUCUAACAUCCUUGGCUCAGUUAAUGCACCUGUCGAACUCCCCGGACGCCGAGAUGCUUUGAAGCCCGAAGAGGCCACCGUUGAAGUCUUCGUGAAACCAGGGACUGCCCCUGGCGGCGUCGGCGAGCGAUAUGUGGAGGGCAUUAUCAGAAGCGCUUUGGGCCGAUUGAUCCUAGGGCGAGAAAAGGGAUACCCAAGACGAGGUGUUGUUGUCACAUUGGCUAUAGUUGGUGGGGAAUUUGUGGGAAGAGGAGGAUCGUAUCUUCCGUUGCUCCCUGCACUCCUCCAUACUGCCACUCUUGCAAUGUUGUCGGCUUCUGUCCCUUUUUCGAUGACACUGUCUGCCACUGUUCUCGCCGUGAAUUCGUCUCAUGAGAUCGUUCGCGAACCCUCAAUUAAAGACACAGCGAGCUCUACUUCUCUUCACGUCCUAGCAUUUACAUCUAAAGGCCAUCUGCUACUGAACGAGAGCGAGGGGAAGUUUGAUUUUGAUACCUGGGAGGAGGUUUACGAGCGCGCACUGGUGAUAUGCCAUGGGGCGUCAGCGGCCGGUUCUGACGGUGAUGUCGCGAUGGCCGAGAACGAGGAUAGUCAGCCGCUCGAGGGACUAUUACGGGACACGGUCCAGGAUCAGAUUCAUUCAGACUACGCCUGGAAGAUUGACGCUGCUUGA